Messenger RNA from Olea europaea var. sylvestris, 838 nucleotides. Its product is annotated as protein TAP1-like. The record is from RefSeq and is a predicted model, not a curated record. Bases 201 to 632 code for a protein of 143 amino acids. The transcript is spliced from 2 exons. NCBI's taxonomy places the organism in Eukaryota, Viridiplantae, Streptophyta, Magnoliopsida, Lamiales, Oleaceae.
UUUAUGAACAUGAGCCAAACAUAGGCCGAGCAAACAGCAGAGGGGGAAGAUGGAAGUGUGAAUUAGGUAACUUCACACACAAAUAAUUGAAGGUUUCUUCAUCUCCAUGGAUCAUAUGGAGUAAAUGAUCUAACUACAACAGCGUACGCAUGCAUGGUGCUCUCUCUCAUUCGGCAAGCAUGACUCAAGUGUGAUUAUAUAUGGAAGGUUUCUCUAGUACUACUGAAUCAUCAGUAGGAAAUAAAGCCGAGGUGAUGAAGGCUUGGAAAGGAGGAAUGGGAUUAAUGGUUGUGCGGCUGAUGAUGAUGCUUGAAAUUUCAUUAAUAUUAUUAACGAGUGUAUCUGCAUCUCCAUAUGCAUCAUCUGAUCAGAUUAUGCCAGCACAUAUAACACAGCCUGAAAGCUGCAUUGAGCAAUGCAUGAGAGACUGCAAAAGCAGUGGCAUAGGUGUGGCUGCCUGCAUCAAAUAUUGUCCGGUGCACUGCCUUCCACCAGACACUAGUUCGCGCAAAGCCCACUACUGUAAUCUUGGAUGCAUGCUAGAUCAAUGUGCUAAGUUCACUGAUGAUGAAGAGAUGAUGGGACGCUGUGUUUCCAAUUGCCGUACUUUCCAUUGCAAUGUCAAAGCCUAAUGACAACAUGGUAUAAUAUAGCUUAAUUUUCUUGUUUCCGAUCAAGUGUAUGGUUAGAUGAUGAACAAGGUCCACAGCAAAUUAGCUUAAAUUUUAGACAGAAUAAAUGUGGCAUUAAUAAAACUGCUUGUACUAAUUUGUGAGUUAAUUAUAUAUCCAGUAUUCUUCCCUUGCUGAGACAAAUUAAUUAUAAAUGAAUUUUCAAA